Carassius carassius (crucian carp) is the source of this 1352-nucleotide messenger RNA. Its product is annotated as protein CREG1-like. The coding region runs from base 123 to 701 and encodes 192 amino acids. NCBI's taxonomy places the organism in Eukaryota, Metazoa, Chordata, Actinopteri, Cypriniformes, Cyprinidae. The transcript has 4 exons. The record is from RefSeq and is a predicted model, not a curated record.
GACCAUUUUUUGUGGAGGACGCUCAUGACUCAUGUAAUCAAACGAUUCAUGGUCAGUGUUAGUGAUCAGUGAGUCUGUGCUCAUCUGAUUAAUUAGUGUCCGGUCAUUCGCAGCAGUCAGUCAUGAAUCGCGCGCUCUUCGUGGUGUGCCUUGCGCUCAUCGCUGCUCACAGCGUCCCGCUGUCGGUUCCGCCACAUGAGGAGGUCGCUCGGAUGGCUCGGUUUGUGGUCAAUAAGUGUGACUGGGCUUCAAUGGCGACGAUCUCUACUCACGACCCGGUCAGAGGACAGCCGUUCUCCAACGCCUUCUCCAUCAGCGACGGGCCCGCGGGCAACGGAACCGGGACACCCUACAUGUACCUCACACACAUGGAGAUUUCAGUUCAGGACCUGCAGGUGAAUCCGCAGGCAUCUCUGUCUGUGUCUCUGGCUCAGACCAGCUACUGUAAGAAUCAUGGAUUCGAUCCUCAGAGUCCGCUGUGUGCCCACAUCAUCCUGUCCGGCUCCAUUGUCGAGGUGAACGGCAGCGAGGCGUCAGUGGCUAAAGCCGCUGUGUUCAGCAGACAUCCAGAGAUGAUCGACUGGCCCACUGACCACAACUGGUUCUUUGCCAAGAUGUAUAUCACACAGGUUUGGGUGCUCGAUUACUUCGGUGGAGUAAAAACUGUGACACCUCAGGAGUAUUACAGAGCCACUCCAUGAUGGAAACAUUCCGGAAGUGACACAGUAAUCUUGAUGAACUGGAUCAAAGUCGCUGAUGGAACGGUUCAGAAGAGACUCAAAUUGAUGAAUGUUUCUCAUGUUGAUGCUGUUUGAAUCUUGUAGCAUUGUGAUGUGUGUGUGAGACAUAUAAACCACGUUGUUAAUCUCUCUAUAAAAUUCAUGGAACAUGAUAUGAAAAUCUAGUGACAUCGUUUUUGUAAGCAUUUUGUAAAAUGCUUAAGAAACAUUUUUGCAGGUUUGCACAUGCUUUUUCAUUUGAAUGUUUGCAGAUUCUCACCAAAUACAAAUGCAUUGCUACAUGUUGAUUUAAAUCUAAGGAAAGUCUUGUGAGAUUCACAUAUCACCUAUAGAUGUUUAAUUUGGCUCUAACCUCUGAUCUUUGCAGGAAACAUGAAUGUCACAUGAUGUUUUGCAUCUAGGCUCAUUUUGCCAAUAUUUUAUAAUCAAUCUGUGUUUUUAAACACAGCUGAAACCUUCCAGCUCUAUAAAAUCAAGAGAUGUCAGUCCAACGUUAUUUACCCAGAGUAAUUAUUUUUCUAAUGCUGAUGUAUAUUUUAGAUGUGCAUAUUAAGUAUCUGGUUGUCAUAUUGCAGUGUGUGCAGUGAAAUAAAGAUCACAUUUUUGAUCUCA